Messenger RNA from Pseudophryne corroboree (corroboree frog), 4677 nucleotides. It is a transcript of the gene GRIK2, whose product is annotated as glutamate ionotropic receptor kainate type subunit 2. The record is from RefSeq and is a predicted model, not a curated record. Bases 489 to 3230 code for a protein of 913 amino acids. The transcript has 17 exons. NCBI's taxonomy places the organism in Eukaryota, Metazoa, Chordata, Amphibia, Anura, Myobatrachidae. Gene Ontology annotation, molecular function: kainate selective glutamate receptor activity; transmitter-gated monoatomic ion channel activity involved in regulation of postsynaptic membrane potential. Gene Ontology annotation, biological process: monoatomic ion transport; synaptic transmission, glutamatergic; modulation of chemical synaptic transmission. Gene Ontology annotation, cellular component: presynaptic membrane; postsynaptic density membrane; kainate selective glutamate receptor complex.
CACAUUCUGAAAGCAAGAAGCAGAUAUUCCUCACUACUGCUGGGCAUCGCUUGCAACAGUGGGAGUGUCUCCCGUCCAUAUCUCGGGACUCUGCAUUCUAACGUUACUGUGAUCAGCUAGAAGUGCUGAGGUCCCAGCCAAGGUGUUCUUCCCUCGCUUCCCGCUUGUAAGUUCUCCAGCAGCAAGACGCCAAAGGAUCACCUUACUAUUAUAAGGCUCACCGGGAUGGACAUAUGGUUUGGAUUUCUGAAGGAUUCUCCCCCCUCUGACUAACAUGGAUGUCCCACCAUUCCUUGCAGUUGAAGGUUGCUCCUUGGCGCAGUGAAUGAAGAACAUGCAGGGAUUGCUAAUGGGUUUGGGAAGCGGAUCCUCCUCGCUCAUGUCUCUGUGACCAUGCCGUGAUCGUUUCUGAGGGCCAUCAGUCUACGUCUUUUCAUUCUUACCCUACCGGGAAACCUGACGCUGUAUAGUGGGAAGGAAACGUGCGGAUGUACACUGGAACCAUGGAGAUUAUUUCCCCCUUUCUAACUCAUUCAUUCUUCAGGUGCACCCUAAGAUUCAUCGCUUGCUUGUUUUGGAUUGGGUAUACUCAAGGGACGACACAUGUUUUACGAUUUGGUGGGAUUUUUGAAUAUGUUGAGUCCGGACCAUUUGGAGCAGAAGAACUAGCCUUCAGAUUUGCAGUGAAUACAAUUAACAGAAACAGAACAUUACUUCCAAACACAACUUUAACAUAUGACACUCAAAAAAUAAACCUCUACGACAGCUUUGAAGCCUCCAGAAAAGCUUGUGAACAGUUGUCUCUGGGAGUCGCUGCUAUUUUUGGUCCUUCACACAGUUCUUCAGCAAAUGCAGUGCAGUCUAUAUGUAAUGCACUUGGGGUUCCACAUAUCCAAACUCGCUGGAAGCACCAAGUGUCUGAUAACAGGGAUUCAUUCUAUGUCAGCUUGUAUCCAGACUUUUCAUCACUCAGUCGAGCAAUCCUUGAUUUGGUGCAGUUUUUCAAAUGGAAAACAGUUACUAUCGCUUAUGAUGACAGUACGGGUCUUAUCCGAUUGCAAGAACUAAUUAAAGCUCCAUCUCGCUACAACUUAAGACUCAAAAUCCGCCAGUUACCCAUUGACACAAAGGAUGCCAAACCACUGCUAAAAGAGAUGAAGAGAGGCAAGGAGUUCCAUGUCAUCUUUGACUGUAGCCAUGACAUGGCAGCAGGCAUACUCAAACAGGCAUUGGCAAUGGGGAUGAUGACAGAAUAUUACCACUAUAUUUUUACUACUCUGGAUCUGUUUGCAUUGGAUGUGGAACCAUAUAGGUAUAGUGGUGUUAACAUGACUGGAUUUCGGAUCUUGAAUAUAGAAAACAGCCAGGUUUUAUCUAUUAUUGAAAAAUGGUCUAUGGAAAGAUUACAAGCACCCCCCAAACCCGACUCAGGAUUAUUGGAUGGGUUUAUGACAACUGAUGCAGCACUGAUGUAUGAUGCAGUCCAUGUUGUUUCAGUAGCUAUACAACAAUUUCCACAAAUGACAGUCAGUUCCUUACAAUGUAACCGGCAUAAACCUUGGAGAUUUGGUGCUCGAUUUAUCAGUCUCAUUAAAGAGGCUCACUGGGAAGGCCUAACAGGCAGGAUAACUUUCAACAAAACCAAUGGCUUACGGACUGACUUUGAUUUAGAUGUGAUCAGUCUCAAGGAAGAAGGCCUCGAAAAGAUUGGAACCUGGGACCCUUCUAGUGGCUUAAACAUGACAGAUAAUCAGAAAGAAAAACCUGCAAAUAUAACAGAUUCUCUAUCUAAUAGGUCUUUAAUAGUUACUACAAUACUGGAGGAACCUUAUGUGAUGUUUAAGAAAUCUGAUAAGCCCCUUUAUGGAAAGGAGCGAUUUGAAGGAUUUUGUAUUGACCUGCUUCAGAAAUUAUCUGAAAUUCUUGGAUUCAAAUAUGAAGUUAGAUUAGUGGAGGAUGGAAAAUAUGGAGUCAAGGAUGAUGCCACUCAACAAUGGAAUGGGAUGGUUCGUGAACUUAUGGACCAUAAAGCUGACCUUGCAGUUGCACCAUUGGCUAUUACAUAUGUUCGAGAGCAGGUCAUCGACUUCACCAAACCAUUUAUGACACUUGGAAUAAGUAUUUUGUACCGGAAGCCUAAUGGUACAAAUCCAGGCGUCUUCUCCUUCCUGAAUCCUCUUUCCCCUGAUAUUUGGAUGUAUAUUCUGCUGGCUUACUUGGGUGUCAGUUGUGUGCUCUUUGUCAUAGCCAGGUUUAGUCCAUAUGAAUGGUAUAAUCCACAUCCAUGCAAUCCUGAUUCAGACGUGGUGGAAAACAAUUUUACCUUGUUAAAUAGUUUCUGGUUUGGCGUUGGAGCUCUCAUGCAGCAAGGUUCUGAACUCAUGCCCAAAGCUCUUUCUACAAGAAUAGUGGGAGGAAUAUGGUGGUUUUUUACACUUAUCAUCAUUUCCUCAUAUACUGCCAACUUAGCUGCCUUUCUCACAGUUGAACGUAUGGAAUCUCCUAUUGACUCUGCUGAUGAUUUAGCCAAACAGACCAAAAUUGAAUAUGGAGCAGUUCAAGAUGGUGCCACAAUGACAUUUUUCAAGAAAUCCAAAAUCCCUACCUAUGAAAAGAUGUGGGCCUUUAUGAAUAGCAGGAGCCAGUCUGUGCUUGUCAAAAAUAAUGAAGAAGGUAUCCAGCGAGUGCUCACCUCUGAUUAUGCCUUUCUAAUGGAGUCAACAACCAUUGAAUUUGUCACACAGCGCAACUGUAACCUGACACAGAUUGGAGGCCUUAUAGAUUCUAAAGGUUAUGGAGUUGGAACUCCCAUGGGUUCUCCAUACAGAGAUAAAAUAACCAUAGCCAUUCUUCAGCUUCAAGAAGAAGGAAUUCUCCAUAUGAUGAAAGAAAAAUGGUGGAGAGGCAAUGGGUGCCCGGAAGAGGAGAGUAAAGAAGCUAGUGCUCUAGGAGUACAAAAUAUAGGUGGAAUUUUUAUUGUUUUAGCUGCUGGACUGGUCCUUUCUGUUUUUGUUGCUGUUGGAGAAUUCUUGUACAAGUCAAAAAAAAAUGCUCAACUAGAAAAGAGAUCCUUCUGUAGUGCCAUGGUAGAAGAAUUAAGGAUGUCACUAAAGUGUCAACGACGACUGAAACAUAAACCACAGCCUCCUGUAAUAGUGAAAACAGAGGAAGUAAUCAACAUGCAUACAUUUAAUGACAGAAGAUUGCCAGGAAAAGAAACAAUGGCUUAAAGCUGGGUGUCAGGCAUCCCCAAGCACAAACUGUCAGCUUUUUGUUUUCUUUUUCCAAACAACUCUGCGAGAAUGUUUCCUGUGGAAAUAUGCAACCUGUGCAAAAUAAAAAUGAGUUACCUCAUGUCGCUGUGUCUAUGAACUUGAGACUUAUUAAUCUGAUCCUUCGGUCAGACUAGAACUGCAAGAGUCAUGGAUAAAGAACUUCUGCGGAGGUUGAACUUUUUUUUCAAGGGGUCCACCAUUCUUCUGAAUGUAAACGUGUACGUUUUGUGGUUGCUUUAAAAAUACAGUCCCAAACAAGAAACCAAUAAGAGGUCACUUUUACUUGUUUCAAAGAAAAAAAAACAAAAAACAAAAACAAAUGCCAGAUUAACCAAUGAAGAAAGAUAUUAAAUAUAAACUUUAUCAAAAUGACUGUAUGUUCUUUGCACUUAUAUAGCAAAGAUGGGAGACAAUUAGACAAAUUAUUAUUAAAUGCCCAAAUGAAAAUGUUAGAAUACAUUCAUAUGCUGAUGAGGCAACAUGAGAUCACUAAAAGAAGGCAUUAUAAUCCAUCAAUUGACAUGAUUAUACAAACAAAUACAGUAUGAUAAGAUUCUUAUCUGAUUUUGUGGACUCUGUGUUUCACUGUCGUAAAUAAAACAAAAUGUCAGUAAACAAGGCAAUAAUUGUAUCGUUCAAUUCAACCAGAUUACAGCAUUUCUGUGUGAGAAUGUUAGAUUGACUCAGUUUAUGCUGACAAGUAGUUAUUAUGGAGUAUAGAAGAAUGUAUCUAAUUGUAUAUUGCAGAGAGUGAAAUUGUGGAUGUGACGAAGAGGAUCCAUUGUAGACAAUAUGGAUUUUUUUUUUAAAAAUGUGUCACUGUUAACCGUUUGAACCCCACUGAGCCUCUGCAGUGUCCUCCAGCUGUGGAAAUGCACGGGCCUCUUAGAAGAACUUUCCACAGGGAGCUUUAAAUGGACUGCAUUCAUCAAUACAGUCAGUGUUUAAUGAACAAAAUCCUCGAGCAAUUUUUAUUUAAAAAUGUUCAGGUUUAUUUGUGGAAAUGCAAGAUUUCUAUAAAAAUAGUUUUUGUAUGGAGAUUUUUGUAAUACUUUUUAUCAACAAAAUCCAAACAUACGUUAUUUCUGUCAGGGGUGUGAUGCCAAGCAUGAACGGUAGUGUGUGUGAGCACCACCAACGUUUGGUGAGAUUAUUUUUAUCAAAUUCAAGUUCAGUAUAAAACAAAGAGAAUUAUUUUCAAGUCCAGUAUUGCUAGUUGCACUACCAACACUGCUUCCCAUGCUACACCCCUGAUUUCACUAAGCUAAGACCAUACUGUAAUGAACAAUUGUGUGUAAAUGGUAAAAUACACAGUCUUCUUGACCACAUUGUGAUAACAGUUGAAGUGCACACAGUUUCCUGUUUGAAUUCAAUGCACAAAAUAAACAUCAGCAAAAACAAA